AUGGCAAAAGCACCACUUAAACAAUUAUCUGUUAAUACUUUUGAAAGUAAUCGAAUUAUUUCACCAAAAUCAUCGUCGAAAAAGAAUGCACCUAUAAUUCAUGAUACACAAACAAUAAAGAAAAGAAAUGCUGUUUGUAAACAAUUAAUACCUAUUGAAGAAGCAAGUAUUGAUAUACCAUCAAUUAUUAAAGCUGGUUCACGAAUGUCAACAAACGAAUUUGAAUCAUAUGUUCAAAAAACAGCACCUGAAUCUUAUUGGCAUAUUAUGGCUGAACAUUAUAGAAUUAAACUUGAUGAUGUCACACGUGAAAAUCAACAACUUCAUGAAAUUGUUGAUGGUUUAAGUAAAGAUAAUGAUAAUUUACGUGCAGUUGCGGAUCAUUGUGAAUAUUUAACUGAUAUUAUUGAAAAAUUAACCAGUGAAGAUGAUAAUGAUAAUGAUAAUGCAAAGAAAUCAUCAGUUUGUGUACGCUUGUUUUGA
Molecule: messenger RNA, 483 nt
Organism: Adineta steineri
Lineage: Eukaryota; Metazoa; Rotifera; Eurotatoria; Adinetida; Adinetidae
Source: the annotation of a GenBank genome assembly